Molecule: messenger RNA, 7800 nt
Organism: Dipodomys ordii (Ord's kangaroo rat)
Lineage: Eukaryota; Metazoa; Chordata; Mammalia; Rodentia; Heteromyidae
Product: mucin-12-like
Exons: 65
Coding region: 1-7800 (2599 amino acids)
Source: RefSeq, a predicted model, not a curated record
AUGGAUGGUGAUCUCUUUCAUUCUCAGUUUAUGGAGCAUGCUGCCAAUGGAAAGAAAAAGGAAGAGAUUGGAGUUAAAAAGGCACCAGGUUAUGUAGCAACAGUGUUACAGGGAGAAAAGGGGGCACCACAGGACCUACAGCUGGUGAAACUACUACAGCCCCAAGCAGUGAACCCUCAACAGCUGAGGCCACAUCAGAUCCAGUCAGAGUUUGAUUCGGGGACCAACAUUGGGUUUGGGGGUCUGCUGUCAACCAAUGGAGUGGCCUGGAGGGAUAAAUGGGAAGAAUCUGAUAUAACAUGGAGUAAAAGGUGUUGCCAGCAUCAGAGGGUUUAUGUGAGGUUCAGCGAGCUGACAAUAGGAGGCACAGGGUCACAUGUCACCCUUUACUUUUUUAAAUCAGCAAGAACAGAAGUGCCUACCUCACCCACACCUAUUGGCAAAGAAGCCAGCACCCUCUCGGAAUCAAGCCCUGGAACUGUGACCCAAGGAAACUCAGCAAGAACAGAAGUGCCUACCUCACCCACACCUAUUGGCAAAGAAGCCAGCACCCUCAGAGAAUCAAGCCCUGGAACUGUGACCCAAGGAAACUCAGGAACAACAGGCCAGUCUGUGGGACGGACUUCAGCAUCAGGCAGGGAGAUCACAGCUGGACCUCCAGGCUCAGAGACCACAACUGUACCACGAGGCACACAGAGCACAGUUACACCACUAGGCGUUGAGACCAGAGCUGGAACACCGAGCAAGGAGAUCACAGCUAGACCAGCAGGCACGCAGAGCACAGCUGGACCACCAGGCACCACAGGACCAGCAGCUGGUGAAACUACUAGAGCCCCAAGCAGUGAACCCUCAACAGCUGAGGCCACAUCAGCAAGAACAGAAGUGCCUACCUCACCCACACCUAUUGGCAAAGAAGCCAGCACCCUCUCGGAAUCAAGCCCUGGAACUGUGACCCAAGGAAACUCAGGAACAACAGGCCAGUCUGUGGGACGGACUUCAGCAUCAGGCAGGGAGAUCACAGCUGGACCUCCAGGCUCAGAGACCACAGCUGGACCACCAGGCACACAGAGCACAGCUGGACCACCAGGCAGGGAGACCACAGCUGGACCACCAAGCACAGAGACCACAGCUAGAACACCAGGCAGGGAGACCACAGCUACACCAGCAAACACAGAGACCACAACUGGACCACCAAUCACAGAGACCACAGUUGGACCACCAGGCACUAAGACCACAACCGGGGUCACCACAUCUGGAUCACCAGGCACUCAGAGCACACUUAGACCACCAGAUACGGAUACCACAGCUGGAACACCAAGCAAGGAGACCAUAGCUAGACCAGCAGGCACGCAGAGCACAGCUGGACCAACAGGAACCAGUGGAAGAGUGGGUAGAGUUGCUACCACAAGCACUAGUGAAAGCACAUUUGGAAACACAGGUGGGGAAGAAACAGAAGCAGAGAGGGAAGCAAUGGCAGACACACAUGCACUUGUGCCCUACAUGCAGUCAGAGACAGGAUCUCUGGGAGCACGGUGCUAUCUGCAGCCUCCACCACGUCAGGCCCAGGAUCCUCAGCCAGACCAGCUACCACUUCUGCUAGCCACAGAUCAGGCACCACAGGACCAGCAGCUGGUGAAUCUACUGGAGCCCCAAGCAGUGAACCCUCAACAGCUGAGGCCACAUCAGGAACAACAGGCCAGUCUGUGGGACCGACUUCAGCAUCAGGCAGGGAGAUCACAGCUGGACCUCCAGGCUCAGAGACCACAGCUGUACCACGAGGCUCACAGAGCACAACUGGACCACCAGGCAGGGAGACCGCAACUAGACCAGCAAACACAGAGACCACAGCUGGACCAGCAGGCACACAGAGCACAGCUGGACCACCAGGAACCAGUGGAGGAGUGGGUAGAUUUGCUAGCACAACCAGUAGUGAAAGCACCCUGGAAACACAGAUAUGGGGAAAAAAGCACAGAGGAAACAUAUCUUCGACACACAUGCACUUGUGCUCUACAUGCAGUCAGAGACAGGAUCCCUGGUACCACAGGACCAGCAGCUGGUGAAACUACUAGAGCCCCAAGCAGUGAACCCUCAACAGCUGAGGCCACAUCAGCAAGAACAGAAGUGCCUACCUCACCCACACCUAUUGGCAAAGAAGCCAGCACCCUCAGAGAAUCAAGCCCUGGAACUGUGACCCAAGGAAACUCAGGAACAACAGGCCAGUCUAUGAGACCAACUUCAGAAUCAGAGAGGGAGAUCACAGCUGGACCACCAAGUACAGAAACCACAGCUGGAUCAGCAGGCACUCAGAGCACAGUUGGACCACCAGGCAUGGAGACCACAGCUGGAAUACCAAGCAAGGGGACCACAGCUAGACCACCGGGCGCUGAGACCAGAGCUGGGGUGACCACAGCAGGACCACCAGGCACACAGAGCACAGCUGGACCACCAGGCACCACAGGACCAGCAGCUGGUGAAUCUACUAGAGCCCCAAGCAGUGAACCCUCAACAGCUGAGGCCACAUCAGCAAGAACAGAAGUGCCUACCUCACCCACACCUAUUGGCAAAGAAGCCAGCACCCUCAGAGAAUCAAGCCCUGGAACUGUGACCCAAGAAAACUCAGGAACAACAGGCAAGUCUGUGGGACCGACUUCAGCAUCAGGCAGGGAGAUCACAGCUAGACCUCCAGGCUCAGAGACCACAGCUGGAUCACGAGGCACACAGAGCAUAGUUAGAACACCAAGCAAGGAGACCACAGCUGGACCAUCAAGCACCCAGACCACAGCUGGACCACCAGGCACCACAGGACCAGCUGGUGAAACUACUAGAGCCCCAAGCAGUGAACCCUCAACAGCUGAGGCCACAUCAGCAAGAACAGAAAUGCCUAACUCACCCACACCUAUUGGCAAAGAAGCCAGCACCCUCAGAGAAUCAAGCCCUGGAACUGUGACCCAAGGAAACUCAGGAACAACCGGCCAGUCUGUGGGACCGACUUCAGCAUCAGACAGGGAGAUCACAGUUAGACCUCCAGGCUCAGAGACCACAGCUGGACCACGAGGCACACAGAGCACAGCUGGACCACCAGGCAGGGAGACCACAUCUGGACCACCAAGCACUGAGACCACAGCUGGAACACCAAGCAGGAAGACCACAGCUAGACCAUCAAGAACAGAGACCACAGCUGGAACACCAGGCAGGGAGACCACAGCUGGACCACCAAGCACAGAGACCACAGCUGGACCACCAAGCACAGAGACCACAGCUGGACCAGCAAGCACAGAGACCACAGCUGGACCACCAAUCACUAAGACCACAACUGGGGUGACCACAGCUGGACCAUCAGGCACACAGAGCACAGCUGGACCACCAGGCUCGCAGACCACUGCUGGACCACCAGGCAUGCAGACCACAGCUGGAUCAUCAAGCACUGAGACUACCCGUUCUCCACAUCCAGCAGAGACCCUGGAACCAUCAUUUAGUGAGACAACAAGGACUCAAAGUCGUGAACCAACACCAACUCAGCACAAGUCAGGGAGUACAGUGCUGUCUGCAGCCUCCACUACUGCUGGCCCCAGAUCCUCAGCCAGACCAGAUACAAUUACUACUGGUAACCAAUCAGCAGGCACCACAAAACCAUCAGCUGAUGAAACAACUAGAGCCCUAAGCAGUGAACCCACGGCGACAGAAGCCAAGUCAGCUUCAGGAGAGCUAGUGUGCCUUGUAGUCAUUGUUAGCUGUGUUUACCAGGAGCAACAGACAAGUCUGGGGGAGCAAGCUCAGGACCAGACAGAGGAGCACACCCUGACCACUGACCAUAAGGUUCUGGGGAUGCUGGCCCUGCACACCCCACAGGAACCAGUGGAAGAGCGAAUACAUUUACCACCACAGCUGCUGGUAUCAGCACACCUGGAAAACCAGGAACCAGUGGAGGAGCAGAUUCAGCCACCACCACAGCUGCUCAUGAGAACACAGCUGGAAGAGCAGGUACAAGAGAGUCAGUGGGAGCAAGCUCAGCAUCAGAAACUAGUGGAGGAGCAAAAGCAGCUACCACCAGCAGAGUCUCCAGCAGGAGCACAUCUGGAAGGACAGGAAGCACAGCAUUGUCUGCUGGUCCCACCACUGUUAGCCCUGGAGCCUCUACUGGACCAACCACCAUCUCUGGUGGCCGAAGCUCAGGAACCUCUGGAGCAGCAGCUGGAACAAGCCCGGGAGCUGCAGGUGGUAGCACCUCUGGAGAAGCAGGCACCGGAGCCACAGCUCCUGCCUUCCAACAUGCUCUUAGUUCUAGGAACCACAACAGUGUUUUCUGGUCCCACGGCUACCAGUCCUGGAGCUUCUGCUCAAUCAGCCACAAGCUCAGCUAGCAGCAGAUCAGGGACCACAGAAUUAACCAUUGGAGAAACAACUAAAUCCCCAAGCAGUGAGCCAACACCAUCUGGUAAAAAGUCAGGUACAACAGGAGAAUCCAUAACAUCAACCUCAGACUCAGGGAGGAAAAGUACACCUGGCCCAUCAGGCACUGGGGCCACCAGCUCUGCAUACCUCACAGGCAAGGCAGAACCUCCUGAGUGGUUAUGGUGGGGGCAAUACAAUCUAGGGCAAGAGGCAAAACUAGCAGAGGAGCAGAAACAUUCACCACCCAAACAUCUGGUGGGAGCACAUCUGGAAGGACAGGAAGCACAGCAGUGCCUCCAAGUUCCACCACUGCGAGUCCUGGAACCUCCCCCAGACCAGCCACAACCUCAGCUAGGGACAGAUCAGGGACCACAGGAGCAGGAGUGGGUGAAACAACUCAAUCUCCAAGCAGUAAAGCAGCAACACCUGAGUCAGGCUCUUCUGGCACUUCUGCUCCCAUUGCUUCCACAGCUAGAACGACAGGCUCUACCACUGUCCUACACCCUGGUCUCACCACUCUUGGAGAUAGAGCAGGUACAACCAGAAAACCUGUGGGACCAACCACAGGAUCAGGCCGGGCGAGCACACCUGGACCCUCGGCCACUGGGACCACCAGCUCUGCAAACAGAGCAGGAACUAGUCGGGGAAGAGAUGCAGCCACCACCGGAGCGCUUCGGGACAGCACAUCUGGAAGGACAGGCCCACCUGAAGAAGCAUCUGGAACCAGCCCUAGAGCUACAGGAGGCAGCACCACUGGAGAAGCAGGCCCUGGAGCCACAGCUUCUGGGACCACAACAGCGUCUGCAGGAUCCAUUACUGCCAGCCUUGGAGCCUCAGCUAGACCAGCCACAACUUCUGGUAGCAGCAGAUCAGGUUCUACUGGAACUCCUCUUCCCCUCUCUUCCAUGGCUGCAUCUACAAGCAGCAUACCUGUUCAGAGCCCUGGUCUCACCAGCACUGGGGGUACAGCAGUGGGAACCAGCAGUCCCCCUCUUGCCACACCUGCUGCUGAGGAAGUCAGCACAGCCAGGGCAGCAGGCACUGGGGCCACAAGCCCAGGACACUCAGGUACAACAAGAGAGUCAGUGGGAGCAAGCUCAGCAUCAGGCCGGACCAGCACACCUGGACCCUCAGCCACCAGGGCCCCCAGCUCUGCACACCCCACAGGAACUAGUGGCAGAGCAGUUACAGCCACCACCGGAGCCCCUGGGGACAUCACAUCUGGAAGGACAGAGUCAACUGGGAAGUCUUCAGCUGUCACCACAGUGGAAGACAAUGCCAACACCAGUGGCACGGUCUUCAGAGAAGGUGAGAACAAGCAAUGCAUCAAUGCUCUGUUCCACAGGGUGUCACCCAGGUGGUCCUCCACUGCCCCUCAGGGACAACCUCAUUCCCCAUGGUGCAGCCUUAGAUACAGAGGGCAAGAUCAGGGUUGUCUGUGUUCCCAGGAAGACUGUCAGAAACACACAGGCUUCUAUGGAACACCUAGAGCUCCAUCUGGAACCAGCCCUGCAGCUGCAGGUGUCAGCACCCCUGGAGAAACAGGCACUGGAGCCACAGGUUCCGGCUCUCCUGGACCUUCCACUCCCAUCUCCUCCACAGCUGGAACUACAAACAGCAGAGCAGUUCAGAGCCCUGGCCUCACCACUACUGGGAGCAGAGAAGGAACAGGAGGUGCUACUGAACCCACACCUAGUGGAGAGGAAAGCAGCACCACCAGGGGACAAAACACCAGAGCCACAAGCCCAGGAAACGCAGAUACAACAGGAGAGUCACUGGGAACAACCUCAAAACCAGGCCCAACAAGCACACCUGGACCCUCAGCCACCAGGGCCCCCAGCUCUGCAUACCCCACAGGGACCACUACAACUGGAGUCCCAGGCAGUGAACCAACACUCCCUGGAAGAAUCUCAGGGACCACAGGCAUGUCUUCAGGUCUUACCACAUCUGGUCCUGGAGGCUCAGCUAGACCACAUACAACCUCUGCUCUCAGCAAGUCAGGUGGAAAUUGAAAGCCCGGAAUCUGAAAUAAAGGAUCAAAUUCACACUCAAGAAAAAUGCAAAUUAAAACUACACGGGGAUGUCGUGUCGCGCUUUUUCAGGCUGGCAGAAAUCCACAACUUUGACAACAGCCCUGUUGACAGUUCUGGAAAGAAACAGAUGGUACUAGGGACAACUCCACCAUCUUCACCAGUGUCAGGGGAUUUGGGACAAUCUUCAGGAGUAAUAAGGACAGCUCCACAGCCAAGCAGAGAACCAGGAACAACAGAACCCUCUGUUGUGCAAUCAGAGACCACUAGAACAACAUCUCAAAGUUCAGGAGUAACAACACCAUCCCCUGGUGAAGUAGGAAGACCAACUGGCGUGACAACAACAACAGCUACCACAUCAGUAGAAGGGCCAAGAAUGCCUGAACCAUCAACCAAGGGAUCAGAGACAAUGGCCACCUCAACAAGAAUCACAGUGACAUCUGGACAACCACCGAAAUCAACUGAAACAACCGUCCAGUCAACUGGGGUGAAGGAAAACACUAGCCCAUCAGAGACAGGGUCUGGAACAACUGGAUCCUCAGCUGACAAACUAGUGACAACUGGAACACCUGGUGUAGUAUCAGAAACAACCAGACCAUUGGGGACAACUGAGCUAUCAUCUGGUAUACCAGGAACAACCUUACUGCUGACUGGAGUGACAGGACCAUCUGAACCAUCAGUAGGAGUGUCAGGGACCAGUGGACCAUCAGCUGUGGAGACCAGGACAACAACACCAUUGGGUGUCACAACCAAUGAGGCAGGAGGAACUACAAGAGAACCAGAAACUGAGGUGACGAUACCCAAAGUGCCACCAAAACAGCCUAAAGUCACCACAGGAGCUACAACAACCUCCACAAAGGGUGUUCACACUGUUGGAUUCAAUACAGGGGAGAGACAGGCUGAGAACCGGUUGGGCAUAGGGAAAAUGGGCUUUGCUCUUCCUAACAGCAGGAGCACCAGGGUGAUUUACAGUUCUCUUUGUGUUUCAGCCACAACCAGGAUGGCUUCUGGCACAACGGUGGCCCCUGGCAGGGCCAAUACAGGUACCUCCACAGUCAGCACUGGCACAACAGUUAGCCCUGCAGGUGUGAGCACAGCAGCCACAACUUCCUCUGGAGUCAGUGGGACCAGUGGAGCUGGAAGCCCUGCAGGCACCACUGGUGUAGCCAGAAGCACAACUGUUGCCCCUGGCAGUUCUAGCACAGAAACCACAGCUUUUACAACAGUCAAUAGUACUACUGCAGCAAGAAGGGAAACAGGUCCCACUGAGGUCAGCACUGGCACAACAGUUGGCCCUGCAAGUGUGAGCACAGCAGCCACAACUUCCUCUGGAGUCAGUGGGACCAGUGGAGCUGGAAGCCCUUCAGGUAAACACUGA